Molecule: messenger RNA, 312 nt
Organism: Aspergillus oryzae RIB40
Lineage: Eukaryota; Fungi; Ascomycota; Eurotiomycetes; Eurotiales; Aspergillaceae
Exons: 4
Coding region: 1-312 (103 amino acids)
Source: RefSeq, a predicted model, not a curated record
AUGAAGCAGUCCCGUCAAAAGAAGCGUCUAUCACAGAAACCAACGAAAUGGGGAAACGACUGCUCGGUAUUGUACUCGAGUCUUGCUUCUAAGAUACUAAACCACCACACAUCACUCUCAUACAUCUUCGACUCCAUGCACACCCAACAAAACGCUAGCUACGCGGAAAUACGGGAAGUGGAGAGUUGGGGUUGUUUGCAUAUUGUCGAAGUUGAGAGUCAUAUGAACAACCUGCGAGGGGUCGGGCUUACUCAGGCUGCCACUCAUUACAUUUGUAGCUCUGCUGCCUCAUGUGCUCGGAAAUUUUUCUGA